Triticum turgidum subsp. durum (durum wheat) is the source of this 1002-nucleotide messenger RNA. The record is from the annotation of a GenBank genome assembly. Lineage: Eukaryota; Viridiplantae; Streptophyta; Magnoliopsida; Poales; Poaceae.
AUGCAUAUGUGCAGUCAGGCGGGGACACCGAUGGAAGACGACGACGCGAGCGGGAUCAUUCUCUACUGCGACGAAGACCCUUUCGCCGACGACUCGACGCCAAUUCCACCACCGGCAGCACCAUCCGGCGGCGACGUUGACGAUGUGCAGCAGGUGGUUGAUCUGGCCAUGGCGUACAAGGCCAGGGAGCGAUGCUUUGCGCCCGUGGGAUCGGCUGCCUACAUCCACCGUCUCCUACACGACCAUCAUCAGCACGGCGGGGUGUCAAGCGCUAGGGCCAAAGCCGUCCACUACAUCAUCUACGCGUUUAGCCGGUUGGGAUUGGCGGCUGCGACGGCGUUCAACGCGGCCAACUAUCUGGACCGCUUCUUGUCCAUCAACUGCCAUCUGAGUUGGGAGGUAUGGAUGGUGGAACUGGUGAGCGUGGCGUGCUUGUCGGUUGCAUGCAAGUUGGACGAGGUCACCAUACCAUCCCUCCACGAUCUACAGAUGGAGGAGGUGACGAGUCAUUCGUUCCGGGCGUCGACCAUCCGGGACAUGGAGCUGACGCUGCUCAAGGCGCUCCAAUGGCGGCUGUCCUGCGUCACCCCAUACUCCUACCUCGACCUCCUCCCGCUUCCCACCACCGCCGCCGCCAAUCGAUCUCGUUGCAUCCGCCUCCUCCUUCGAUCCCUCUCCGAGCCCUCGUUUCUCCGAUUUGACGCCUCUGUGGUUGCCGCCGCUGCACUCAGGUGUGUGGCCCUACUGCAGGAUCAUGCCCAUCUCAUUAUCCCUCCACUCUGUCGAUUGGGCGAUGAGUCUGACGAGUGCUUCAAGAUGAUGAAAGCACUUGAAACAAGCUUGGAUCAUCAUCAAUAUCACAAGUACAGUACUGCUGAUCAGCUGCAGGGGAGUCCGAUUUCAGUGAUUGCAUUCGAGAGCACUGAGCGUGACAGUACAGUUAACAGCAGGUCAGCACUCAGUCGGCGCCUGUUUGGCACACCAACAACACUGGACCCAUGA